Messenger RNA from Fukomys damarensis (Damara mole-rat), 2795 nucleotides. Its product is annotated as disintegrin and metalloproteinase domain-containing protein 32. NCBI's taxonomy places the organism in Eukaryota, Metazoa, Chordata, Mammalia, Rodentia, Bathyergidae. Gene Ontology annotation, cellular component: plasma membrane. The transcript is spliced from 23 exons. The record is from RefSeq and is a predicted model, not a curated record. The coding region runs from base 1 to 2244 and encodes 747 amino acids. Gene Ontology annotation, molecular function: metalloendopeptidase activity. Gene Ontology annotation, biological process: proteolysis; cell adhesion; binding of sperm to zona pellucida.
AUGUAUAGAUUUUCAGACUUCCAGCGCAAAACGUCUUCAUUUUAUAGGACGCACUUUCAUGAAAUACUAAACAUAGGUUCUCAAAAUUCAUUUCUACAAAUCAUACUCCCAGAGAAACUCCAAGGAAAUACAAGUGAUAAUUCAGAAGACCAGAUAUCCUAUAUUCUUCCAAUAGACGAGAAACCAUAUACUGUGCACCUAAAGCCAAGAUAUUUUUUAGGAGAGAAUUUUAUGGUUUAUUUGUAUAAUCAAGGAUCUCUCAGUUCCUAUUCUUCAGAUAUUCAGCCUCAGUGUUACUAUCAAGGGUACAUCCAAGGACAGCCACGUUCUGUUGCCGUGCUCCGCACCUGCUCUGGACUGAGGGGAAUACUGCAGUUUGAAAAUGUUUCUUAUGGAAUUGAGCCGCUGGAAUCUACAGCUGAAUUUCAGCAUCUACUUUAUAAGUUAGGGAAUGGAACCAAUGAACUUGGACCCUUUAAGACAAGUAACAGAAACAGAGAAAAACAGCCAAUGGACUAUAGCAUUUUUAUAAAUGAAGAAGAGUCACAUGCUCCAGACCUGUUUCCUCUUUAUCUAGAAAUGCAUAUUGUGGUGGACAAAGCUUUGUAUGAUUACUGGGGCUCUGAUAGCAUGGCCAUAACAAACAAAGUCAUUGAAAUGAUCAACCUUAUAAAUUCAUUGCUUACACAACUUAAAGUGACUGUUGUGUUGUCAUCAUUGGAGAUGUGGUCAGAUAAAAAUAAGAUUUCUACAGAUGGUGAGGCACGCGAAUUAUUGCAAAAGUUUUUAGAAUGGAAGCAGUCCUAUUUUACCCUAAGGCCUCAUGAUGUUGCAUACCUAUUCAUUUAUAGAGAUUAUCCAGAUUAUGUGGGAGCAACAUUUCCUGGAAAGAUGUGUGUUACCCGUUAUUCUGCAGGAGUUGCACUGUAUUCCAAGGACAUAACUUUGGAAGCAUUUUCAGUUAUUUUCGUUCAGAUGCUGGGACUCAGUCUAGGAAUAGGAUAUGAUGAUCCAACAAAAUGUCAGUGUUCAGAAGCCAUCUGUAUAAUGAAUCCAGAAUCUAUACAAUUCAGCGGUGUGAAGACUUUUAGCAAUUGCAGUUUGAAUGACUUUAGAAGUUUCAUUUCAAAUGUGGGUGCCAGAUGUCUUCAGAAUAAACCACAGAUGCAAAGAAAUCCAAGGCCACGCUGUGGAAAUGGCAAAGUGGAGGGAAAUGAAGUAUGUGACUGUGGUACUGCAGAACAAUGUGGACCUCAGGCCUGUUGUGAUCAUACAAAGUGUGUGCUGAAACCAGAAUCACAGUGUGAUACUGGACCAUGCUGCAGGCAGUGUAAAUUUUUACAAGCAGGUGCUAUCUGCAGAUCCAUUCAGCAUCCUGAAUGUGAUAUUCCUGAGUACUGUAAUGGAAGUUCACAUCACUGUGGACCUGACAUAUUUAUAAAAAAUGGACAUAAGUGCAAAAAUAAUUCAUAUAUUUGUUAUAAUGGAGACUGCCAUGAUCUUAAUGCACGUUGUGAGAGCUAUUUUGGAAAAGGUUCAAAAAAUGCUCCAUUUGCUUGCUAUGAAGAAGUAAAUUCUCAAGUAGACAGUUUUGGGAACUGUGGGAGGGAUCGAUCCAACCGAUAUGUGCUCUGUGGCUGGAGGAACCUCAUAUGUGGAAGAUUAAUUUGUACUUAUCCAUUUCGAACUCCUUAUAUUCAGCAAAGCAUUUCUGUAACUUACAUUUAUGUACGAGAUAAUGUAUGUAUCAGUAUAGUCAACACUUCAAGUCCUAGAGGCCAGGAUCCAUUUGUGGUGAGAAGUGGUGCUGAAUGUGAUCUUGGCAGGGUUUGUGUAAACGGCCAAUGUGUAGAAUCAAGACUGAUUAAGGACGCGUCAUCUGCAUGUUCAGCAAAGUGCUCCGGCCAUGGGGUGUGCAAUUCCCAAGAUGAAUGCAACUGUACUGAUGGCUACCUGCCUCCAAACUGCCAAGCACAAUCCAGGGGAUGGUCUGGAGAAGAAGGUUUAAUCAUCACAAAAGCUUCAGGGAAGGCUAACAAAAACUGGCUUCUAAGUUUCUACGUUGGCUUGCCUAUUCUUGCCAUAGUAACUGUAAUAGUUAUGACAUGGAACAGUUUGAAAAAGUGGUUCACCAAGGGUGAGGAAUCUUUACACAGCGAAUACAAAUCAGAAGGCAGCACUAACACAUAUGUCAGCAGGUCCACACCAGAAGGUAGUACCCAAGCAUAUGCCAGCAGUAACUAGGAAUCCCUUCAGAAGGCAGAAGAUACUACCAAGGUCUCCGUGAGAACUGAAGACAGCACCUUUCCUCUCUUGGUCACAACUGAAGCAAUCAAUAAACUGAGUGUGGACCAUUUUUCAUGCUGGUGGGUCUGCUUUUCUCUUCCCUUCCUGCACCUCAGAAUUCAGCCUAGCUGUAGUUGUGGGGCUGCAGGGCCCCAAACUAGCGUGUGAUCCCAAUCAGGCAUUUCCUUUGUCACUCGAUUCCCCAGCUCUUUCCAUUAUUUCCUCUGUGGCUUCCUUGCUAUCUGCUGCCCCCUUCUGGUUUACUGCACGGGACCAUGUGCCUCCGAUCUUUCAGGCUGGGCUGGUUAUGGAGAUGGCCCUAUCUCGGAAAUGAAGCUGUUUCCCUUCUCACCUUCCCACAUUCCCUUGUCCCAGGUAACCUAGCGAUCCAUCCAAGCGGACAGACAGGCACCUUCCAAAUGACCCACACAGCUUGGUCAUGGGUCCCAGGUGCAAAUACUAAUCUUGUGUCAGUGUUUGACCUAAAGAUUGAUUGAGGAAGAGUUUUU